UACAAAACAUAGGUGCGACACGCACCUAUUAGCCAUCAACUUGCGGCCUCGUAUUGCCUCUUUACGAUCCAGCGGCGACUUUGCAUGUACGUGUACGUGCUUGUACAGCCGGCCGAUAGCUAGCUUGAUCUAGCUAGCUUCCAACGUGCGUGCGUCUCCUUGGCGAAACCACACGGCCGUCUAGUGCAACUAGCGGCUGCUGCGUACGUACGUGCACCGGCGGAAAGUACUCGUCCGGAGCGACGUCCGACACGUUCCUGUUGCCAUCAAUCCAGCGUCCAGUAUUCUCGCGUGCGUGCGUUGUGUCGGCGGCGUGUACGUAGGUCCAUGCAUGUACUAGUUACUAGCUAGCUACGUACGGGAGAAUCGAUCCAGCUGUGUGUGUGCCUGUUUAUUGCAUACGUGUGUAUCUCCAGGAAGAAGACAGCUUGUGCGUACGUGUGAGCGACGGCCGAAAGCACAGGUCGCCGAAUCGCGUUGUACAAAGUACGCCGGAAAGUACUCGGCGUACGGGACUGUGCCAACAAGGAGAAUGUCAGUCAAGGUCGAUAGCUGCACCCUACGAACCAACUGCCAGACCUGGAAAUGGGAUACUGCCAUAAGCCUAGGGAUUCAAGCCCAAGCCCCCAUCCCGCCCUGAUGUCCGCGCUCCAGCGGUACUCGGCCAAGGCACCCCGGACGGUUUGCUGCUUCCUAGUGCGACGCAAGGCAUGUUUUUCUACUUUUUUUAACUAACUUCCCAAAAUUUGUUUAAUAUCUUUAGCACUAAGUGUACAUUAUAUGCGCAGAUGCGUUUGAUAUUUCUCCUGGUUUCUAUUUUCUGCAAAUUAUAAGUUAGAAUGGAUAGCAUUUCAACUGUGCACGGAUGAUAGAAUACUAAAAUAGACAAAUAUGUAGAAGGCUUUUUCUUUACAGGAGUAACAGAAAGCAUUUCCGUAGUAUGUGGCUAAUUCCAACGAUGACCACACUACAAGCUCACAAAAAAAAUCAGCAAGCCUUAUCGUAAAGUGAAACUCAGCACUCGGUGCUUUACCAUGCCCAGUUCAUGAGAAUUACUACAAUGAGUCUGAUCUUUUUUUGAUAUAUGCCUAUUGUAUAUUAACUGGUUUUCACUUCAAUUAGCAUUUUGAUGGUAAAUGGUUUUCACUUGAUAGCAAGGGAAUGGUAACUGCAUACCAGCUAUAGACUCUGCAUGUCCGUGACGUGGUAAGAUCUCUUGACAGACUCGUGGGUGCUCUAUCAAAGUUAUCGUUUCUGAUCUUCGUUACAUGGAAGUAUGGAACAUCUUAAUCAUCACAGCACGCCCUUGACAACCAUCCAUGUCCGGCAGUUUUUUUGUGGCUCCAGUAACAGCGAGACUUAGUAUUCGCCACUCCCAGUACCCUGUACUCUUCUCCUCUCCUCCUCUUGUUUUUUGUUGCUUGACUCGAAUAUCCAGUCAACUCUUUCUUUUUCAAAGCCAACAUGUAUCAAUACAAGUUCGUCAUGGAGAUAAUGCAAUGGAAAACGACCUAUCAGGAAUUAAAUGGUUAAUGUAAUGGAUGGAAGGGAAGUUUGGAAUUCUCUUGGAGUACUAGAGGAUAUAUGUGUGGUGAAAUGGCAUGAAUGGUCUAAACAGUAAUAGAGCCAUGGAACAAUAUGAGCCAUACAACACGUAUGGCACAGGUUUUUGUGGCAGCUGGAAUUCCUGCCCAGGCACAUAACUUUCAAGACAAGCGCCGCCCCACUCCUCACCAGAGGUUAAAGCAAACAGCCAUUUUUAAUACUCCUGGCUUUCUCUUCUUCCAUCUUCAUAUGCAAUACAUCCCAUGGAUUUGCUUAAAUUUCUUGUGACGCCGCUGCUGCUAUCUCUUCUAACCUAUCAAACCUAUGUGGGCGCAGCAUCGGAUGAUGAAGAUUUCUCCAAACAAUGUUCAUCUCAGAGGUGCAGCAAACAUAGACCUGAGAUCCGGUUCCCGUUCCGGCUGUCAACUCAACCACCAUCAUGUGGCGCACCUGGCAUGCAGUUAUCAUGCUCCGGGGGUGACAUAAUCCUGGAUCACCCUGUUCUUGGCUCCUGCAAAGUGACCGAGAUCUAUUACAGACACCGUGUCAUCAACGUCACCCCGCUUGUGGAACCAGCGGCACAGUGCCCACUUCAGAAGCUCAUCUCAACAAAUUUAGCAACUGAUGUGUACGAACUACCUCCAUCACCAACGACCCUGGUACGUUGUUCAAGCGAAUUCAUACCUGCAGAUCCAUACAGUGUAGCUGGCCCAGCUGCUUGUCUCAGUAACAACGCAACCCAGUUCUGGUAUUUGGCGGCGUCAGCUUAUGCAUACAUAUAUGAUCUACCACGGGACUGUGAGGCCGUUUCUAGAGGCAUUCCAAUACCCUACAACUAUGAUAUAGAUGGCCCAGACAAAGGAAACAAGUUUGUCUUCAACAAAAAAGCGAGUACAGUCAUCAAUUUUGGUGAAACAACAUUCACUUGGCACCUCAGUAACCUUACCGAUGUCUGCCAACAGUGUGAACAUGAAGGUCGACACUGUGGAUUCAGUUCACGCAGCCGUCAAGCAUUCUGCCAGCCCCGUGGCACACAUGUCAUCCCAAUUGCAGCAGCAUCAUCUGUAGCUGCAUUUAUAGCUCUUUCAUUGGUGGUAGCCGCAACGCUCUACCUCUCCUUAAAGUCAAGGUAUAAUGAAGAGAUAAAUAAGAAGGUCGAAAUGUUUCUCAAGGCAUAUGGCACAUCGAAACCCACAAGGUACACUUUCCCCGAAGUUAGGAAGAUAGCAAGACGGUUCAAGGAUAAACUCGGCCAGGGUGGAUUUGGAAGUGUAUACAAAGGCGAGCUACAAAAUGGAGUUCCUGUGGCAGUCAAGAUGCUAGAGAGCUCUACAGGAGAGGGGGAGGAAUUCAUCAAUGAAGUUGCAACCAUUGGACUGAUCCACCAUGCAAAUAUCGUCCGUCUUUUGGGCUUUUGCUCCGAAGGAAUGAGACGGGCUCUUAUUUACGAAUUCAUGCCUAACGAGUCACUGGAGAAAUACAUAUUCCCACAUGUUUCCAAUAUUUCUCGACAACUCCUAUCACCAAAAAAAAUGCUAGAUAUUGCUUUAGGCAUUGCCCGAGGGAUGGAAUACCUGCACCAAGGCUGCAACCAGCGCAUCCUCCACUUUGACAUCAAGCCACAUAACAUCCUGCUGGACUACAACUUCAACCCAAAGAUCUCAGACUUUGGCCUUGCAAAGCUGUGUGCAAGGGACCAGAGCAUCAUUACCUUAACUGCAGCAAGAGGCACCAUGGGAUACAUCGCACCAGAGCUAUACUCUCGGAACUUUGGAGGGGUUUCGUACAAGUCAGAUGUGUACAGUUUCGGCAUGCUUGUGUUGGAAAUGGUCAGUGGAAAGAGGAACUCAGAUCCAAGUGUUGAGAACCAUGACGAGGUAUAUCUCCCGGAGUGGAUCUACGAGAGAGUAAUCAGUGGGCAUGAAUGUGAGCUCACUUCAGAAAUAACAGCAGAAGACAAAGAAAAGAUGAGGCAGCUGACUAUUGUGGCCCUGUGGUGUAUCCAGUGGAACCCGAAGAACCGGCCUUCAAUGACAAAGGUGGUAAACAUGUUAACCGGGAGGCUGCAGAAUCUACAGAUCCCACCUAAGCCGUUCAUCUCAUCUGGAAAUCAUCCUAUGCCCUAAAGCACGGAGAACAUGCUGCCAUGAUUUGGUACAUAUUGCAGACAUGCACUUAGUCCAUGUGCUGCACAGCAAUGCAUAGCACUAUAUAGCAUGCAGUAUAUUUCCACCUAUUCACUGUAUUAGCAGCACCUGAUUGUAUGAAAAAUCGUCCGUCCCGAUGCAAUUAAUAUUACUACUAGGUAUAUGCAAGAACAUUUGAGAACCACAUCGAACUUUAUUUGGAAACUGUAACAGUUCAAAAUAGAGUGAUCUGUUGGUUACCUUGGUCUGU
Molecule: messenger RNA, 3942 nt
Organism: Triticum aestivum (bread wheat)
Lineage: Eukaryota; Viridiplantae; Streptophyta; Magnoliopsida; Poales; Poaceae
Product: rust resistance kinase Lr10-like
Exons: 3
Coding region: 1809-3671 (620 amino acids)
Biological process (GO): protein phosphorylation
Molecular function (GO): polysaccharide binding; protein kinase activity; ATP binding
Source: RefSeq, a predicted model, not a curated record